CAGAUGAGCGAUGUCGAGCAAGGAGGGGGUACCGUAUUCACCGCCAUCAAUAUAUCGCUUUGGCCGAGGAAAGGUAGCGCAGCGUUUUGGUAUAAUCUUAAGCCUAACGGCGAGGGAGAUUUCAAAACCAGACACGCGGCUUGUCCAGUACUUACGGGAUCUAAAUGGGUGGCAAACAAAUGGCUGCAUGAAAGAGGUCAAGAAUUUCAUAGACCUUGCACACUGGAAAAUCAAGCGACGGAUGAAGUGGACGUCAGGCACUGAAGAAAAGGACGUCCUUCGACUGUAACAGAAAAUACG
This is a messenger RNA of Formica exsecta, 300 nucleotides long. Its product is annotated as prolyl 4-hydroxylase subunit alpha-1-like. Gene Ontology annotation, cellular component: endoplasmic reticulum. Gene Ontology annotation, molecular function: procollagen-proline 4-dioxygenase activity. The record is from RefSeq and is a predicted model, not a curated record. The transcript has 2 exons. NCBI's taxonomy places the organism in Eukaryota, Metazoa, Arthropoda, Insecta, Hymenoptera, Formicidae. Bases 4 to 264 code for a protein of 86 amino acids. Gene Ontology annotation, biological process: peptidyl-proline hydroxylation to 4-hydroxy-L-proline.